Molecule: messenger RNA, 184 nt
Organism: Penicilliopsis zonata CBS 506.65
Lineage: Eukaryota; Fungi; Ascomycota; Eurotiomycetes; Eurotiales; Aspergillaceae
Exons: 2
Source: RefSeq, a predicted model, not a curated record
CAUGUCUGGCAUCCCUCUCCCCAUCCUCCCCAUCUGCUUCCAGUGCGGUACAGACCAGAAUCCCUGCCACUGCAAGGUUGUCGGACCGACCCUCGGGUUUCUCACCACGGUCGUUGCAGCGAUUGUUUGUUGGCCUGCUUCCCUUUUCUGCGGGUGCUGUAUGACCAAAACGGGGAAUGAGUGA